Molecule: messenger RNA, 15414 nt
Organism: Lampris incognitus (smalleye Pacific opah)
Lineage: Eukaryota; Metazoa; Chordata; Actinopteri; Lampriformes; Lampridae
Gene: ryr1b
Product: ryanodine receptor 1b (skeletal)
Exons: 109
Coding region: 1-15414 (5137 amino acids)
Biological process (GO): intracellular calcium ion homeostasis; calcium ion transmembrane transport
Cellular component (GO): sarcoplasmic reticulum membrane; calcium channel complex; Z disc
Molecular function (GO): ryanodine-sensitive calcium-release channel activity; protein binding
Source: RefSeq, a predicted model, not a curated record
AUGGCUUUCAGUGGCGACGAGGGUGCACGGAGCAGGGGGCCUCGGCAGUCCGGGACUGCCGAGGCCCCCUGCUCCGUGCACCCUCCAACACCCUCCAACACCCUCCAACACCCUCCAACAUGCAGGGACGACCAGGUGGUUUUGCAGUGCACCGCGUCAGUCCUGAAGGAGCAGAUCAAGCUAUGUCUGUCCUGCGAGGGCUUCGGGAACCGUCUGUGCUUCCUGGAAACCACGUCCAAUGCUCAGAAUGUGCCCCCAGACCUGGCCAUAUGUGCUUUUAUUCUGGAACAGUCUCUGUCGGUCCGCGCCUUGCAAGAGAUGCUCGCCAACACGGUGGAGAUGACUGAGGCAGUUGAUUUGGACAAAUGGUCAUCGCAAGGCGGAGGUCAUCGCACCCUACUGUACGGCCAUGCCAUUCUCCUGAGACACAACCACUCAGGAAUGUACCUGAGCUGUUUGACCACAUCUCGGUCACUCACGGACAAGCUGGCCUUUGACGUGGGAUUACAAGAAGAUUCUACAGGUGAGGCAUGUUGGUGGACCAUCCAUCCAGCGUCCAAGCAGAGGUCAGAGGGUGAGAAGGUCAGGGUGGGAGAUGACCUCAUCCUGGUCAGCGUGUCAUCUGAGAGAUACCUGCAUCUGUCCUAUGCCAGCGGAGAUUUAAUGGUGGAUGCCUCCUUCAUGCAGACCCUAUGGAACAUGAACCCUGUGUGCUCUGGAUGCGAGCUGGCUGAGGGGCAUCUGACUGGAGGUCACGUCCUCAGGCUUUUCCAUGGCCAUAUGGAUGAGUGUCUGGCCAUCUCCACACCAGAGGAAGGCGAGGAAAAGCGCAGGAUGGCCCACUAUGAAGGUGGUACCGUGUGUAGCCAGGCUCGAUCCCUGUGGAGGCUGGAGCCCCUGAGAAUCAGUUGGAGCGGUGGUCACAUGAAAUGGGGCCAGUCAUUUCGAGUUCGUCACAUCACCACAGGCCGGUACCUGUGUCUGGAUGAGGAGAAGGGCCUGUUGGUGGUAGAUCCUGAGAAGGCCAACACCAAGCUGUCUGCCUUCUGCUUCCGUGCAUCAAAGGAGAAGGUGGAGGUGGCUCAGAAGCGGGAUGUUGAAGGGAUGGGCAUCCCAGAGAUCAAGUAUGGAGAGUCCAUGUGCUUCGUCCAGCAUGUGUCCACAGGUCUGUGGCUCACCUAUGCUGCCCUAGAUGCCAAAGCAGCUCGUCUGGGCACAAUGAAGAGGAAGGCCAUUCUUCACCAAGAGGGCCACAUGGACGAUGCCCUGACUGUGUCACGUUCCCAGACAGAGGAGUCUCAGGCUGCACGUAUGAUCUACAGCACAACAGGCCUCUUCAGACAGUUCAUCAAGGGUUUGGAUUCUCUGAGUGGGAAGAGCAAAGCCCCGGGGCCCAUGUCCCUACCUCUGGAGGGGGUGAUCCUCUCCCUGCAGGAUCUCAUCUUCUACUUUCGUCCUCCCGAGGAGGAGCUGGAGCACGAGGAGAAGCAGACCAAGCUCCGCUCCCUCCGCAACCGACAGAACCUCUUCCAGGAGGAGGGCAUGAUCACCAUCGUCCUGGAGUGCAUCGACCGGCUGAACGUGUACAACACUGCUGCCCACUUCUCUGAAUCUGCCGGUGAGGAGGCUGCAGAGUCCUGGAAGGAGAUCGUCAACCUGCUUUACGAGCUGCUGGCUUCUCUAAUCAGAGGGAACCGUUCUAAUUGUGCGCUGUUCUGUGAUAACCUGGACUGGCUGGUCAGCAAACUGGACCGACUGGAGGCCUCCUCAGGUAUUCUGGAAGUGCUGUACUGUGUGCUAAUUGAAAGCCCUGAGGUUCUGAACAUCAUCCAGGAGAACCACAUCAAAUCCAUCAUCUCUCUGCUGGACAAACAUGGGCGGAACCACAAGGUCUUGGAUGUCUUGCGCUCUCUGUGUGUGUGUAACGGUGUGGCUGUGAGGUCCAAUCAGAACCUCAUCACCGAAAACCUGCUUCCGGGUCGCGACCUCCUGUUGCAGACCAACAUCGUAAACUAUGUGACCAGUGUGAGGCCAAACAUCUUUCUGGGUACAUGCGAGGGGUCCACCCAGUAUAAAAAGUGGUACUUUGAGGUGAUGGUAGACUAUGUGGAGGCCUUCGUGACGGCGCAGGCCACGCAUCUGCGUGUCGGCUGGGCGAUGACAGAGGGCUACAGCCCUUACCCCGGAGGAGGAGAGGGUUGGGGAGGCAACGGUGUGGGGGAUGACCUCUACUCCUAUGGGUUUGAUGGGCUGUGUCUGUGGUCAGGAACUGUCCCCCGCCAUGUGGCUUCGCCCAGUCAACACACCCUGGCUGCCGAUGAUGUGGUCAGCUGCUGUCUUGAUCUGAGCGUGCCCAGUAUCUCCUUCCGUAUCAACGGCCACCCUGUCCUGGGCAUGUUUGAGAACUUCAACGUGGACGGCCUGUUCUUCCCUGUCAUCAGCUUUUCUGCUGGAGUCAAGGCUCGCUUCCUCCUGGGUGGUCGUCAUGGAGACUUCAAGUUCAUGCCCCCGCCGGGCUACGCCCCCUGCUACGAGGCCCUGCUGCCCAAAGAGAGGAUGCGCAUCGAGCCCAUCAAGGAGUACAAACACGACUUUGACGGUGUCCGCAACCUGCUGGGUCCUACUCAGUCCCUCACCCACACCUCCUUCACACCCUGCCCUGUGGACACUGUUCAGAUCGUGUUGCCGCCCCACUUGGAGCGAAUCCGCGAGAAGCUGGCGGAGAACAUCCACGAGCUCUGGGCUGUCACCCGCAUCGAGCAGGGAUGGACCUACGGCACCCUUAGGGAUGACAACAAGAAGCUCCAUCCCUGUCUGGUGGACUUCCAGAAUCUCCCAGAGCCAGAGAGGAACUAUAACCUGCAGAUGUCUGGAGAAACCCUCAAGACUCUCCUAGCGCUGGGCUGCCAUGUUGGCAUGGGGGAUGAGAAAGCAGAGGAGAACCUCAAGAAGAUCAAGCUACCCAAGACCUAUGUGAUGAGCAGUGGAUACAAGCCUGCCCCCCUGGACCUUAGCCACGUCAAGCUGACACCCAACCAGAACCAGCUGGUGGAGAAGCUGGCCGAAAAUGGACACAACGUGUGGGCAAGGGACAGGGUACGGCAAGGAUGGACCUACAGUAUUGUGCAGGACAUUGUGAACAAGCGUAACCCUCGUCUGGUACCGUACAACCUGCUGGACGAGAGAACUAAGAAGACAAACCGAGACAGCGUCAACAACGCUGUCCGUACUCUCAUUGGCUAUGGCUACAACAUCGAGCCUCCAGAUCAGGAGAGCACUGGCCAUGGCCUUGAGAACACCCGCGGGGACAAGGUGCGAAUCUUCCGGGCGGAGAAGUCGUAUGCUGUCACCCAGGGGAAGUGGUACUUUGAGUUUGAGGCAGUGACUACAGGCGAGAUGAGAGUAGGAUGGGCCCGUCCUAAUGUCCGCGCCGACACUGAGCUCGGAGCGGACGAGUUAGCCUAUGUCUUCAAUGGCAACAAGGCCCAGCGCUGGCAUAUUGGCAAUGAGCCGUUUGGUCGCCAGUGGCAGUCCGGUGAUGUGGUCGGCUGUAUGAUUGACCUAACUGAAAUGAACAUCAUGUUUACUCUCAAUGGAGAGAUGCUGAUCAGCGACUCCGGCUCCGAAAUGGCUUUCAAGGACAUCGAAAUUGGAGAUGGAUUCAUCCCAGUAUGUACGCUGGGCCUGUCACAGGUUGGCAGAAUCAACCUUGGCCAGAAUGUCAGCAGUUUGCGUUACUUUGCCAUCUGCGGCCUGCAGGAAGGCUUUGAACCCUUUGCCAUCAACAUGAAAAGAGAUAUCACCAUGUGGUUCAGCAAAAGUCUGCCCCAGUAUGUGCCUGUGCCCACUGAUCACAACCAUAUUGAGGUAUCCCGUGUGGAUGGGACGGUGGACAGUGCCCCCUGUCUAAAGCUGACCCACAGGACCUACGGCUCCCAGAAUGCCAACACCAACAUGUUGUUCCUCAGACUCAGUAUGCCUGUGCAGUUCAACGAGAUCUUCAAGAUCCCGGCGGGCACCACCCUGCUUACCCGUGCCCUGACCAUCCCGGAGGACGAGGUGGUGGUGGUGGAGCCCGACUCGGAGUUUGAAGUGCUUAAGAAGUCCGCCAGCCGCAAGGAGCAGGAGGAGGAGAAGAAGGAGCCGUCAGUUCCUAAGGAGGUCGCUGUUGAGAAUGAGAAGGACACUGUCUCGGAGAAGGGGAAAAAGAGGGGAUUCUUCUCCAAGGCGAGGAAGGCUGCCAUGACACCUCUUGCCCCUCCUCCUGCACCUCCUACUGUUCCUCGUCUGACAGAGGAUGUGGUCCCCGAUGACAGGGACGACCGCGAGAUCAUCCUCAACACCACCACUUAUUACUACUCUGUAAGGAUCUUUGCUGGGCAAGAGCCCUCUGGUGUGUGGAUUGGCUGGGUGACCCCUGACUAUCACCAGUAUGACCCAAGCUUCGACCUUACCAAAGUCCGCAGCGUCACGGUUACUGUGGGAGACGACAAGGGGAACAUCCAUGACAGUAUGAAGCACAGUAACUGUUACAUGGUGUGGGGAGGGGACCUUGUCAGCACCCAGCAGACUCGCUUCAGCCAGGAGGACAUGGUGGUUGGCUGUCUGGUCGACCUGGCGACAGGUCUCAUGACCUUUACGGCCAAUGGGAAGGAGAUCAACACCUUCUACCAGGUGGAGCCCAACACCAAGCUGUUCCCUGCUGUCUUUAUCCAACCCUCCAGUCAGAACAUGGUGCAGCUGGAGCUGGGCAAACUCAAGAACAUCAUGCCCAUCUCAGCAGCCAUGUUCCGCAGCGAGCGUAAAAACCCGGUGCCCCAGUGUCCUCCCAGGCUGGACGUCCAGAUGCUGACCCCAGUGAUCUGGAGCCGCAUGCCAAAUCAUUUCCUGAACCCGGAUGUGGGCCGAGUGAGCGAAAGGCUUGGCUGGAUGGUGGAGUGUACUGAACCUCUCAUCAUGAUGGCCCUGCACAUCCCGGAAGAGAACAGGUGCAUUGACAUCCUGGAGCUGUCAGAGCGUCAUGACCUGAUGAAGUUCCACUACCACACACUGAUGCUGUACUGUGCCGUGUGUGCUCUGGGCAACAACCGCGUGGCCCACGCCUUAUGCAGCCACGUGGACGAGUCCCAGCUUUUCUAUGCCAUCGAGAACACCUACCUGCCAGGACCCCUGCGCAGCGGCUACUACGACCUGCUCAUCAGCAUCCACCUGGAGUCUGCCAAACGGGCACGCCUGGGCACCAACAGGGAGUUCAUCGUGCCAAUGACGGAGGAGACCCUCAGCAUAAAACUGUAUCCCGAUGAGGAGAAGGCCCACUUUUUGCCUGGCGUGGGUCUCACCACCUGCUUGCGGCCCAAGCUGCAUUUCUCAUCCAUCAACUUUGUGGGAACAGACCCUGACCUUUACACCCUGAGUCCCAUCUUCCCCCUGCAGGAGCUGAAGACAGAGGCCAUCAGCAUGCUGACGGAGGCCGUGCUGGACGGCAGCCAGGCCAUGCGCGACCCGGUUGGCGGCAGUGUUGAGUUCCACUUUGUCCCCAUCCUGAAGCUCAUCAGCACGCUGCUCAUCAUGGGCAUCUUCAACGACGAGGACACCAUGCACAUACUCAAGAUGAUUGACCCCAACGUCUUCGCCAGCAAAAAGGAGGAGGCAACUGAGGACGGGGAGAAAGGAGAGGAGGGCGGAACCGGCAAGGAGGGCGGUAAGGAGGCGAAGGAGAAAGAGGAGGGGGCCAAGGAAGAGGAGGGCGAGGCGGAACUUGACGAUGACGAGGGCAUGGGUGAAGAUGAGGAAGAGGAGGAGCUUAAAGGCCUAAAGAAAGGAGAAGGCGAGGAGGAGGAGGGGGAACCUAAAGAGGAAGGGGAGGGAGAGGAGAAAGAGAAGGAGGAAGAAGAUGCCAAAGCAGAAAAGCUGGGUGGAGAGAAGACAGAGGAGGAGAAGGAGGCUGAAGCAGUUGAGGAGGAAUUAAAAGAUGAAGAGGAGGGUCUGGAGGAAGGACUGCUCCAGAUGAAGCUGCCUGAGUCUGUUAAACUGCAGAUGUGCACACUGCUGCAAUACUUCUGCGACUGCGAACUGAGGCACAGAGUGGAGGCCAUAGUGGCCUACUCGGACCAGUUUGUCAAUGAAAUUCAGAGCAACCAGCGUGUCCGCUACAACCAGCUGAUGAGGGCCUUCACCAUGAGUGCAGCCGAGACCGCACGCAAGACCCGCGAGUUUCGCUCACCUCCCCAGGACCAGGUUAUUUUGCUGACCAACUUCAAGCAUGGCCCAGAUGAUGAGGAGUGCCCCGUACCAGAGGACAUCAGGGACACUCUGGCAUUGUUCCAUAAUGACCUCCUUCUUCACUGUGGUAUUCAUAUUGAGGAGGAGGAAGUGGAAGAGGAGGUAGACACCUCCCUCAGGGGUCGACUCCUUAGUCUGGUGGACAAGGUCAAGAACCUCCGCAAGAAGAAGGAAGAUGAGGAGCCAGAGGUGGAGGAGGAACCCAAGCCUAACACCCUUCAGGAGCUGAUAUCCCACACCAUGAUCCACUGGGCCCAGGAGUCGUUCAUCCAAAACCCUGAACUGGUGCGUCUGAUGUUCAGCCUCCUCCACAGGCAGUACGACGGGCUGGGGGAGCUCAUCCGGGCUCUGCCCAAAGCCUAUGCUAUCAACGCAGUGUCAGUUCAGGACACCAUGGACCUGCUGGAAUGCCUGGGCCAGAUCCGGUCACUGCUCAUUGUCCAGAUGGGCCCAGAGGAAGAGCGACUGAUGAUCCAGAGCAUUGGGAAUAUCAUGAACAACAAAGUGUUCUACCAGCACCCCAACCUAAUGAGAGCCCUCGGUAUGCACGAGACGGUCAUGGAGGUGAUGGUCAACGUGUUGGGAGGAGGAGGAGACUCAAAGGAGAUCCGGUUCCCCCAGAUGGUGACCAACUGCUGCCGUUUCCUGUGCUAUUUCUGCCGCAUCAGUCGCCAGAACCAGCGCUCCAUGUUCGACCACCUCAGCUACCUGUUGCAGAACAGUGGCAUUGGCCUGGGCAUGCGUGGCUCGACCCCCCUGGACGUGGCUGCCGCCUCUUGCAUCGACAACAAUGAACUGGCCUUGGCUCUGCAGGAGCAGGACCUGGAGAUGGUGGUCACCUACCUGGCGGGUUGUGGGCUCCGCAUGUGCCCCAUGCUGUUGUCUAAGGGUUACCCUGACAUCUGCUGGAACCCUUGUGGAGGAGAGAGAUACCUGGACUUCCUCCGCUUCGCCGUCUUCGUCAACGGGGAGAGCGUGGAGGAGAACGCCAAUGUCGUGGUGCGUCUGCUGAUCCGUCGGCCUGAGUGCUUCGGCCCAGCCCUAAGAGGAGAGGGAGGCAACGGUCUGCUAGCAGCUAUCGAGGAGGCCAUCAAGAUCUCCGAGGACCCGGCUAGGGAUGGACCCACUGUCAAAAAAGACAGACGCUUCAUGUUUGGCGGUGAGGAGCAGCAGGAGGAGAACCGUGUCCAUCUGGGAAACGCUAUCAUGUCCUUCUACUCCGCCCUCAUCGAUUUACUGGGCCGCUGUGCCCCUGAGAUGCAUCUGAUCCAAGCUGCCAAGGGCGAGGCUCUAAGGAUCAGGGCCAUUCUGAGGUCUCUGGUGCCGAUCGAGGACCUAGUUGGAGUCAUCAGCCUCCCUGUGCAAAUCCCUGCCUAUGGCAAAGACGGCCACAUCGUCGAACCCAAGAUGUCGGCCAGCUUUGUGCCCGAUCACAAGGCCUCCAUGGUGCUGUUCCUCGAUAGAGUGUACGGUAUCGACAACCAGGACUUCCUGCUUCACGUCCUGGAGGUGGGCUUCCUGCCUGACAUGAGGGCUGCGGCCUCCCUGGACACUGUGGCCUUCAGUACCAUGGAAAUGGCUUUGGCAUUGAACCGCUAUCUCUGUUCAGCCGUGCUCCCUCUGCUCACCAAAUGUGCCCCAUUGUUUGCUGGCACGGACCACCGCGCCAUCAUGAUUGACUCCUUGCUCCACACCAUCUACCGCCUGUCUCGUGGCCGAGCCCUCACCAAGGCCCAGAGGGACGUCAUUGAGGAAUGCCUCAUGUCCCUGUGCAAGUAUCUCCGUCCCUCCAUGCUGCAGCAUCUGCUCAGGAGGCUGGUGUUCGAUGUGCCCAUCCUUAAUGAGUACGCCAAGAUGCCUCUAAAGUUGCUGACCAAUCACUAUGAGCGCUGCUGGAAAUACUACUGCUUGCCAAAUGGCUGGGCUAACUUCGGGGUGACCUCAGAGGAAGAGCUGCAUCUUUCCCGUAAACUCUUCUGGGGCAUCUUCGAAUCUCUGGCGCACAAGAAAUUUGAUGCCGAGCUCUUCAAGAUCGCCAUGCCCUGCAUCUGUGCCAUAGCCGGAGCCAUACCGCCUGACUAUGUGGACGCCAGCUACUCUUCCCACACUGAGAAGAAGGCCUCUGUUGACGCCGAGGGCAACUUUGACCCCAAACCAGUGGAGACUACCAACACAAUCAUCCCAGAGAGACUGGAUACCUUCAUCAACAAGUAUGCCGAGCACACCCACGACAAGUGGGCCUUUGAAAAGAUUCAGAACAACUGGACCUACGGAGAGGUCUUAGACGAUGAUGCCAAGACCCACCCCAUGCUCCGCCCAUACAAGACCUUCUCUGAAAAGGACAAGGAGAUCUAUCGCUGGCCAAUCAAAGAGUCCAUUAAAGCCAUGCUGGCGUGGGAGUGGACCCUGGAGAAAGCCAGGGACGGAGAGGGGGAGGUGGAGAAGAAAGCCACCACACGCAAGAUCUCCCAAACUGCCCAGGCCACCUAUGACCCCAGCCAUGGCUACAGCCCUCAGCCAGUGGACAUCACAGGAAUGGCUCUCUCCAGAGAGCUGCAGUCUAUGGCUGAGCAGCUGGCUGAGAACUACCAUAACACCUGGGGCAGGAAGAAGAAGCUGGAGUUACAAGCUAAAGGCGGGGGCACCCACCCAUUGCUUGUGCCGUAUGACACCCUGACGGCAAAGGAGAAAGCCAGGGACAGAGAGAAGGCCCAGGACCUGCUCAAGUUCCUCCAGCUCAAUGGCUAUGCUGUGACGAGAGGUAUGAAGGACAUGGAGCAGGACAUCUCCUCCAUUGAGAAACGUUUUGCAUACGGAUUCCUUCAGAAGCUCCUCAAGUGGAUGGACAUUGCUCAGGAAUUCAUUGCCCAUCUUGAGGCUGUGGUGAGCAGCGGUAGAGUGGAGAAGUCACCACAUGAACAGGAGAUCAAAUUCUUUGCUAAGAUCCUCCUACCACUGGUUAAUCAAUACUUCAAAAACCACUGCCUCUACUUCCUGUCCACUCCUGCUAAAGUGUUGGGCAGUGGAGGACAUUCGUCCAAUAAGGAGAAGGAGAUGAUUGCGAGUAUCUUCUGUAAGUUGGCUGCUUUGGUGAGACACAGAGUUUCUCUCUUUGGAACGGACGCCGGUGCGGUGGUAAACUGUCUGCACAUCUUGUCGAGAUCACUGGAUGCCAGGACUGUGAUGAAAUCUGGCCCCGAGAUCGUAAAAGCUGGUCUGCGACAGUUCUUCGAGAGUGCUGCUGAUGACAUCGAGAAGAUGGUGGAGAAUCUCAAACUGGGCAAGGUGUCCAGUCGCAACCAGGUAAAAGGAGUGUCCCAGAACAUCAACUACACCACCAAGGCCCUGUUGCCUGUCCUCACCUCACUGUUCGACCACAUUGCCCAGCACCAGUUUGGAGACGAUGUCAUGUUGGACGACCUGCAGAUAUCCUGCUACCGUAUAAUGUGCAGUAUCUACUCUGUGGGCACCGUCAAGACCCCACAUGCAGAGAAGCAACGACCGGCCCUGGGUGAAUGCUUGGCUCAUUUAGCUGCUGCGAUGCCGGUGGCCUUCCUGGAGCCAGUUCUCAACGAGUUCAAUACAUUUUCCGUCUACACCACAAAGACUCCUAGAGAACGAUCCAUUCUGGGUCUCCCCAACCAAGUGGAAGAGCUCUGCCCCGACAUCCCAGAGCUUGAGAUCCUGAUGAAGGAGAUCAAUGACCUGGCCGAGUCUGGAGCUCGCUACACCGAGAUGCCCCACGUGAUCGAAAUCACCCUGCCGAUGCUGUGUAAUUACCUGCCCCGCUGGUGGGAGAGGGGGUCUGAGAACUUCCCGGAGCAGGAGGGGCAGCUCUGCACCGCCGUCACCUCGGAGCAACUCAACCAGUUGCUGGGGAGCAUCAUGAAGAUCGUGGUCAACAACCUGGGCAUAGACGAGGCCUCUUGGAUGAAGAGACUGGCAGUGUUUGCUCAGCCCAUCGUGAGCAGGGCCAUGCCUGAGAUGCUCAAAUCCCACUUCAUCCCCACCAUGGAGAAGCUGAAGAAGCGCUCGGGGAAGGUGGUGGCCGAAGAGGAGCAUCUGCGCAUGGAGGGCAAGACGGAGGUGGACAGUGAGGAGGGCACCAUCCGGGAUGAGUUCGCUGUGCUCUGUCGAGACCUGUACGCCCUUUACCCACUGCUCAUCCGCUACGUGGACAACAACAGGGCCAGAUGGUUGACCUGUCCAGAUCCAGAUGCGGAGGAGCUUUUCAGGAUGGUGGGAGAGGUCUUCAUCUUCUGGUCCAAAUCUCAUAACUUCAAGAGGGAGGAGCAGAACUUUGUGGUGAUGAAUGAGAUCAAUAACAUGUCCUUCCUCACGGCUGACAGCAAGAGCAAGAUGAGCAAGGCCGGAGAUGGAGAGUCCGGGGGCUCGGAGCAGGAGCGUACCAAGAAGAAACGGCGUGGGGACCGCUACUCGGUGCAGACCUCGCUCAUCGUCGCGGCGCUGAAAAAGAUGCUGCCCAUCGGACUCAACAUGUGCUCUCCCGCAGACCAGGAGCUCAUCAAUCUGGCCAAGAUCAGAUACUCACUGAAAGACACAGAUGAGGAGGUGAGGGAGUUCUUGCAGAACAAUUUGCAUCUCCAGGGCAAGGUGGAGGACCCGGCUAUGCGCUGGCAGAUGUCGCUGUACAAGGAAAUGUCUGGCAAGGCUGAGGAUGCUGAGGACCCAGAGAAGGUGGUGAAGAGAGUUCAAGAGGUGUCUGCUGUCCUUUACCACAUUGAGGUGACCGAGCAUCCGUUCAAAUCAAAGAAGAUGGUGUGGCACAAACUCCUGUCCAAACAACGUCGCAGGGCGGUCGUGGCCUGCUUCCGGAUGACCCCGCUGUACAACAUCCCAAGGCACAGGGGCUCCAACAUGUUUUUGGAUGGGUACAAGCGCAACUGGUUGGAAACGGAGGGUUACUCAUUUGAGGACAAGAUGAUUGAUGACUUAUCGAAAGCCAUGGAGGAAGAGGAGGAAGAGGAAGAGGAGACUGAGACAAAGCCUGACCCCCUUCAUCAGCUGAUUCUCCAUUUCAGCCGCACCGCUCUCACAGAGAAGACUAAACUGGACGUCGACCACCUUUACAUGUCUUAUGCUGAUAUUAUGGCAAAGAGCUGCCACAUUGGUGAGGAGGACGAAGGGGGAGAGGAGGAGGGGGAAGAGCUGUCCUUUGAGGUGCGACAGACAGAGAUGGAAAAGGAGAUGGAGAAACAGAGGCUUCUGUAUCAGCAGUCCCGUCUGCACAACCGGGGGGCUGCAGAGAUGGUGCUGCAGAUGAUCAGCGCCUGCAAAGGUGAACCUGGAGCCAUGGUCUCUUCCACCCUUAAACUGGGAAUCUCCAUCCUCAACGGAGGCAACAGUGAUGUACAGCAGAGGAUGCUGGACUAUCUGAAGGAUAAAAAGGAUGUGGGAUUCUUCCUAAGCAUUCAGUCUCUCAUGCAGACCUGCAGCGUUUUGGACCUGAAUGCUUUUGAGAGACAGAACAAGGCUGAAGGACUUGGGAUGGUUUCAGAAGAGGGCACUAAUAUGAAGCUAGAACGUGAUGAGAAAGUGAUGGCAGAUGAUGAAUUCACGUGCGACCUCUUCCGCUUCCUGCAGCUGCUUUGCGAGGGCCACAAUAACGAUUUCCAAAACUACCUACGAACACAGACAGGCAGCACCACCACCAUUAACAUCAUCAUCUGCACUGUGGACUACCUGCUCCGACUACAGGAGUCUAUCAGUGACUUCUACUGGUACUACUCGGGGAAGGACAUCAUCGACGAACCCGGCAAGAGGAACUUCUCCAAGGCCAUGACGGUGGCCAAACAGGUCUUCAACAGCUUGACUGAAUACAUCCAGGGUCCUUGCACAGGGAACCAGCAGUCGCUCGCCCACAGCAGGUUGUGGGACGCCGUCGUGGGCUUCCUUCACGUCUUCGCCCAUAUGAUGAUGAAGCUGGCUCAGAUGCACCCUGAUCCCGGACAACGAAAUGGCGAUCAUUUCUGGAGUAGAGCACACUCAGAGGACUCCAGUCAGAUUGGCCUGCUGAAAGAGUUAUUGGAUCUGCAGAAAGACAUGGUGGUGAUGCUCCUGUCUCUGCUUGAAGGCAACGUGGUAAAUGGCACCAUUGCCAGACAGAUGGUGGACAUGUUGGUGGAGUCCUCCAGCAACGUGGAGAUGAUCCUCAAGUUCUUUGACAUGUUCCUGAAGCUGAAGGACAUAGUUGCGUCAGAUGCCUUCCGCGAUUACGUCUCUGACCCCCGCGGCCUCAUCUCCAAGAAGGACUUCUCCAAGGCCAUGGACAGCCAAAAGCAAUACUCGCCCAGUGAGAUCCAGUUCCUCCUGUCCUGCUCAGAGGCAGACGAAAACGAGAUGAUCAACUUUGAGGAGUUUGCAGACCGCUUCCAGGAGCCGGCCAAAGAUAUUGGUUUCAACAUUGCUGUUCUUCUGACCAACUUGUCAGAGCACGUACCCCACGACACCCGCCUCCAGAACUUCCUGGAGCAAGCCGAGAGUGUGCUCAACUACUUCCGUCCCUUCCUAGGCCGCAUUGAGAUCAUGGGGGCCAGCAGGAAAAUCGAACGUAUUUACUUUGAGAUCAGCGAGGCUAACCGCAACCAGUGGGAGAUGCCCCAAGUCCGAGAGUCUAAACGGCAGUUCAUCUUCGACGUGGUCAAUGAGGGUGGAGAAAGUGAGAAGAUGGAGCUCUUUGUCAACUUCUGCGAGGACACCAUCUUUGAGAUGAACAUUGCUGCCUCAAUUUCCGAGCCGGAGGGCGAGGGUGGAGAAGAAGAGGAUGACGAUGAGGAGGAGGAAGGUGGAGGAGAUGAAGGGGACAUCGGAGAAGGCGAUGAAGCCAAUGGAGAGGUCAGACCUCCAGAGUCAAGCUCGGCCUUUGCUGACUUCCUGAAGAGCAUUGUCAACUUCUUCAAUAUGUUUACUUUCCGAAACCUCAGACGCCGCUACCGCAAACUGAGGAAGAUGACAGUGAAGGAGAUGAUUGUCGGACUGGCUACGUUUAUCUACACUGUUCUGAUGGGUAUCCUGCUCUUUGUCUACAGUAUAUGUAAGGGCUUCUUCAUGCUCAUUUGGAAGGCUCUGUUUGGAGGAGGCUUAGUGGAGGGGGCCAAGAAGAUGACUGUGACUGAGAUCCUCGCCAGUAUGCCAGAUCCAACGCAGGAUGAGGUUCAUGGAGACCUGCCACAAGAGCCGGGGGCCGGAGAGAUACAAGAUGCAGAUGGAACGGCUGACCUUUUGGACGUAGAAGGAGGAGAGGAGCAGGAGGAAGAUGGGGAAGAAAGGGAAGGACGCCUGCCUGGUUUAGAUUCUCCUGGUGGACUCGGUGACUUUGGUGAAACGACACCUGAAGAGCCCCCAACUCCAGAGGGCACCCCACUGCUGAAGAGGAAACUGUUGGCAGCAACAGCAGGAGGACAGGGAGAAGAGGGAGAGGGUGAACCCGAGGGAGAGGCUCCACAAGAGACUGAGAAAGCAGAUAUGGAGAAUGGUGAGAAAGAGGAGAAGGUGGAGCCCGAAACUGAACCACAGCAGGAAGAACCUGAGGAGCAGGACGUGAAGGUGAAGACCAAGACCAAGACCAAGAAGGAGAAGAAACCUGCAGAGGAGGGCUUUGAGCUGUGGAAUGAGCUGGAGAUUCAGAGAAUCAAGUUUAUGAAUUAUCUGUCUCGUAACUUCUACAACCUUCGUUUCCUGGCCCUGUUCAUCGCCUUCGCUCUCAAUUUCAUCCUGCUCUUCUACAGGGUGUCUGACAGUCCACCAGGCGAGGAGGAGUUUGAGGGCUCCGGUCUGUUUGAGGGCUCCGGCUUAUUUGAAGGAUCUGGUGCUGAGGAAGAGGGAUCUGGGCUGGACGAUGGAGGAGAGGGUGACGGCGACGAUGACGAAGGGCCCGUGUACUACUUCCUGGAGGAGAGCACGGGCUACAUGGAACCCACCCUAUCCUUCCUGGCCCUCUUCCAUACUGUCAUCUCUUUCCUCUGCAUCAUUGGUUACAACUGUCUCAAGGUCCCCCUGGUCAUCUUCAAGAGGGAGAAGGAACUUGCCAGGAAACUGGAGUUUGAUGGCAUCUACGUCACAGAGCAGCCCGAAGACGACGACAUCAAAGGCCAGUGGGACAGACUGGUGCUGAACACCCCGACAUUCCCCAACAACUACUGGGACAAGUUUGUGAAGAGGAAGGUGCUGGAUAAAUACGGUGACAUCUAUGGUAGAGAGAGGAUAGCAGAGCUGCUCGGUAUGGACCUGGCGUCGCUCGAUGUCAGCGCCAUGACCCAUGAAAAGAAAGCUGAACCCGACAACUCCAUGCUCAGCUGGAUCACCUCCACCGACAUCAAGUAUCAGAUCUGGAAGUUUGGGGUGGUGUUCACUGACAACACGUUCCUCUACCUGGUGUGGUACAUGUUCAUGUCGAUGCUCGGACACUACAACAACUUCUUCUUCGCUUGCCACCUCCUGGACAUCGCCAUGGGGGUCAAAACCUUGCGUACCAUUCUUUCCUCAGUUACUCACAACGGCAAACAGUUGAUGAUGACGGUGGGCUUGCUGGCAGUGGUGGUGUACCUCUACACUGUGGUGGCGUUCAACUUCUUCCGCAAGUUCUACAACAAGAGCGAGGACGAGGACGAGCCUGACAUGAAGUGUGAUGACAUGAUGACCUGUUACCUGUUCCACAUGUACGUGGGCGUGCGAGCUGGCGGCGGUAUAGGAGAUGAAAUCGAGGACCCGGCCGGGGACGAGUAUGAGCUCUACCGAGUGGUUUUCGACAUCACCUUCUUCUUCUUUGUCAUCGUUAUCCUGCUGGCCAUCAUCCAGGGUCUGAUCAUCGACGCCUUUGGAGAGCUGAGAGACCAGCAGGAGCAGGUCAGAGAGGACAUGGAGACCAAGUGCUUCAUCUGCGGAAUAGGGAGUGACUACUUUGAUACGACUCCGCAUGGCUUUGAGACGCACACCUUAGAAGAACACAACUUAGCCAACUACAUGUUCUUCUUGAUGUAUCUCAUCAAUAAAGACGAGACGGAGCACACCGGACAGGAGUCGUACGUAUGGAAGAUGUACCAGGAGCGUUGCUGGGACUUCUUCCCAGCCGGAGACUGCUUUAGGAAGCAGUAUGAAGACCAGCUGGGAUAA